CUUCCUCCCAGGCCUAAUCACCCAGGCCUGCGCCCGCCACCAGAGACCAUGGGCGCCGCGGGCUCUUCGGCGCUGGCCCGCCUCGGCCUUCCCGCGCAGCCCCGGCCCGUGUGGCUUGGGGUAGCUGCCCUGAGCCUGGCCGCGGUGGCGCUGGGGACCGUCGCUUGGCGCCACGCACGACCCAGGCGGCGCAGGCGGCUGCAGCAGGUGGGCACCGUGGCGCAGCUCUCGAUCUACCCGAUCAAGUCCUGCAAGGGGGUGCAGGUGAACGAGGCGGAGUGCACCGCUAUGGGACUGCGCUGUGGCCACCUGCGGGACAGGUUUUGGCUGGUGAUUAAGGAAGAUGGACACAUGGUGACUGGCCGGCAGGAGCCUCGUCUGGUGCUGGUCUCCAUCACUUAUGAGAACAACUGUUUGAUCCUCAAGGCUCCCGACAUGGAACAGCUGGUUUUACCUGUCAGGCUGCCUUCCUCAAACCCCCUCCACGAUUGCAGGCUAUUUGGCCUUGACAUUAAAGGCAGAGACUGUGGUGAUGAGGCCGCUCAGUGGUUCACCAACUACUUGAAAACAGAAGCAUACAGGUUGGUUCAAUUUGAAACAAGCAUGAAGGGAAGAGCAUCAAAGAAAAUUUUCCCUUUUGUGCAGAAUUACCAGGUAGCUUAUCCAGACUGCAGCCCAAUCCUGAUCCUCUCAGAAGCCUCCCUGGAAGAUUUGAAUACCAGGCUAGAGAAGAAAGUAAAAAUGGAGUACUUCAGGCCAAAUAUUGUAGUGACUGGCUGCGAUGCUUUUGAGGAGGAUUGCUGGGAUGAACUCCUCAUUGGUGAUGUAGAAAUGAAGAAGGUCUUGUCUUGCCCAAGGUGCAUUAUGACCACAGUGGACCCAGAUACUGGAAUCAUAGACAGGAAGGAACCGCUGGAAACCCUGAAGAGCUACCGCCUGUGUGAUCCAUCUGAGAAACAAAUAUACAAGUCAUCCCCACUUUUUGGAAUUUAUUAUUCAGUGGAAAAAAUUGGAAACCUGAAAGUUGGUGACCCUGUGUAUCAGAUGGUAGAGUGAUGGAUCUACUGGGCUAACAUAGUGAAAGCUUUAGCAUCCAGGAGGCAUUGAUCAGGAUUAUACCAACAGCGGCAACAAUAUCUCAGUGAAUCUCUAUUACCCAGGCUUGAACCAUCUUUCUCCUGGAAUUGAGUCUCUAUUUUUGACGUUUCAGAGUUAUGUGUGCUCUGAGUUAAUGCAAGGAAAGUAUUUGGAGGUAAUUUGGGAAUACAAAGGUAUAUAAAUUUUAGGUAAUGAAAGCCUUUGAAAUAAAAUUGUCUAUAAAAUUAUUUUGAAUGAUACCAGAACUGUCAUAUUUUCUAAUACCUGACUCUAAUACUAAUGAAUAUAAGAAAGUUUAAAGUCAGCUAAAAAAAAAAAAAAAACUCCAAGAAAAAAAAUUUAAAUGUGUGCAUUUUAUUGCCUAUCAUUCUUCAUUUUAGGACAAAUGCAAACACAAAUCAUUUCCUGGUACACCUUUACAUGUUAACAUGCUCACAAAUGCCUAACAGUUGGUCUUGAUCUGGCUCUUGAGCCCUAUUGAUGUUUCAUUCAUUUGUUUGUUUUUACCCUAUCACUGUGGAAUCAGGGUCAUAUUUGAGUAUAGAAAUUAUUUUAUAGACCUCAAUUUUAUAUUUGAUUAUGCCUGUAUUAAGCCAUAUAAAAAUAAUUUGUGUCUGCCAAUAUACCACAUGGAAUUCCCAGGAAGAUAAAGAGGAGAAGGGAAUAUAAAAGAAAGUAGGAUUUUGAGGCUAGGAAUGGAAAGAAGAAAGCAUGGACAGACACAUUUUUAGAAAUAUAUAUGUAUUUUUUACAACAAAGAGAAAUGAACUGUUUUGAUGACUAAGCAAAAAAUACUCACUGAAGUAAUAUAUGAUUAACCCACUUAUAAUCUUCUGGUUUCUUUAUGAUUAAUAAAUGUGAAUCUCAGUCCUA
This is a messenger RNA of Sciurus carolinensis (gray squirrel), 1971 nucleotides long. It is a transcript of the gene Mtarc2, whose product is annotated as mitochondrial amidoxime reducing component 2. The transcript is spliced from 8 exons. Gene Ontology annotation, biological process: nitrate metabolic process. The record is from RefSeq and is a predicted model, not a curated record. NCBI's taxonomy places the organism in Eukaryota, Metazoa, Chordata, Mammalia, Rodentia, Sciuridae. Gene Ontology annotation, molecular function: nitrate reductase activity; pyridoxal phosphate binding; molybdopterin cofactor binding. Gene Ontology annotation, cellular component: mitochondrial inner membrane. The coding region runs from base 49 to 1056 and encodes 335 amino acids.